Molecule: messenger RNA, 2329 nt
Organism: Durio zibethinus
Lineage: Eukaryota; Viridiplantae; Streptophyta; Magnoliopsida; Malvales; Malvaceae
Source: RefSeq, a predicted model, not a curated record
UGAAACAUGAAAAGCUACGUUAUAAGUAGUCAUCCUCCUGUUAGCUUUCAGCCACAAUCCACGGUGCGCUCCUUUUCCUGAGGAACAAAUUGAGAAGCAUAGCUAGAUAGCAAGCAAAUCAUGCUUCCACACCUUCUCUUUUCCGCUUUCCUUUUCUUGAAUACAUAUUUCUUCCGAUUUGGGGUCGCCCAAACUUGCCCCCGCCCUCCAACAUGCCCUACAAUCUCACCACCGCCACGCCCUACUAGAACCGUUUCUUAUGUUCGUCCACGUCCACCGCUAUACAAUCCUUCACUUAAUCUCUUGCCUCGCCAACCAAAUAACAAUCCAGGUCCCCUAGCCAAUCGAGCCAGGAUUCUUGCCAUUACCCAAGAACUUAAAAGAAACAUUACCUUUGACCCACAAAACUACACCGGAACUUGGGUUGGCAACAACUAUUGUCUCUUCAAAGGGUUCUUAUGUGACACUGUGCCAGACAGGAACAUAACUGGACUAGCAGGUAUUGAUUUCAAUGGCGCGAGGUUUCGUGGUAACUUGAAUUUUUAUCGUUUCAUUGCAAAUUUGCCUGACAUUGCUAUCUUUCAUGCCAAUUCAAACAACUUUAGUGGGGUCAUCAAUCGAGGCCUCAGAGGGUUACGUUACUUUUAUGAAAUCGACUUGAGUAACAACAAAUUCAUGGGAGGAUUCCCGUCAAACGUUCUUGGUGCCACAAACUUAUCCUUUGUUGAUCUUCGUUUCAACAACUACCUGGGUUCUGUCCCUCGUAGUUUGUUCAAUUUCGACACAGAUGUACUUUUCAUCAACAACAAUGUGUUUUCUCAAACAAUCCCUACCGAUUUUGGCAACACACCAGCACUUUAUCUUACCCUUGCAAACAACAACUUCACGGGUACGAUCCCGCGAAGCAUAGGUGCAGCCUCGGACACCAUGACUGAGGUCCUGUUCUUAGGCAACAAGCUAUCUGGUUGCCUACCUUUUGAAAUUGGGUAUUUAAACAGAUCGACGGUGUUCGAUGUUGGAUCCAAUCGGUUAACAGGUCCAAUUCCACAGUCAUUUGGUUGCUUGGCAAAGUUGCAGCUACUUAACAUGGCUCAUAACAAAUUCUACGGGUCAGUACCAGAGGUUCUAUGUAGGCUUCCAAAUGCAUUCAAUUUCACUUUGUCAAAUAAUUACUUCACCCAAGUAGGCCCACAAUGCAGAAGGUUAAUCAGGUUAAGGAGGCUUAACGUCAACAGGAAUUGUAUAAUGGGGCUUCCAUUCCAAAGAUCGGCAGCCGAUUGUGCAAGUUUCUUUUCAAGACCUAGGACUUGUGCACGGGAGAGCACGUUCAAUAUCAUUCCAUGUAGGCUACCGGCGGCUUCAUUGAGAACCCGAACCGUUUCUCAAGAAGAUGAAGUGCCGCCAACUCCCAAAAGCUAUAAUGCGCUUGUGAAGCCUCCACAUUAAAGAAAUUGGACUGUCUAAAUUCACUUGCUGGGCUGCAUGUGUGCAUUAUUCUAAUCAGAAUAAGAUAUGAUAAUGCAGGCGUCUUUUAUCAUAUGUUUGUACUUUUGUAUUAGUAUUAAUUACUAGUUUAUGCUUGUUUUAAGCGAUGAUUAUGUACUGUGGUUAAUUACAGGGGAUUAUGAUUGCAGGGAACCGAUCUUUUCUGUCAUUGUCAUUGUCAUUGUCUUUGUAUCUUUUUUUUUAUUUGGUUUUCUUUCUCCUUUUUUGUUGAAAGUGAUCUCUGUAGUUAACUAAGUAUUGUGCAGGAAAUUGGUGUUCCAUGGAUGUUGUAUAGCAGUGGAUUUCUUUUAAGUUUUAUGGUUGCUAUCAUACUUUCCCAUUUUAGAAAAAAAAAUAAUAAAUGGCAUCAUUUUGUACAAGAAAGGUAAGCAUUUCGAAUGGGCCAACACCCAAAGAAAAGAAUGGGCCAAUUUAUUGAACUGACUAUGAUAUUUUUGGCAGUGGGCUUGGCUACGAUGAUCUAAUUAAUAUCAGGGAAACAAUCCAUUCCGGCUGCCACUCCACAUAGCUUUUGUGCGAGAACUCGACAUCACUUUCAAUAUUUAUUGGCUUAGUGUGACAUCUUUUCAUUUAACUUGAGUGCUAGUAAUGAUUCAAUGUUGGGAACGGGAAAGGAAUCACUAGUAACUUCUAUGCUGUAACAGUUUUUAAGGGAUUUUCAAUGAACAAUAACAGUCCGCUUUGUUGAUUACUAAUGGUAUUUUGAUUGUCUAGAAAGCAAGAAAGUGAGGAAGAAAUAACAGACUUUUUCUGUAUGAGAUGUUAUUAUGAAAAAGAACAUAAAGACAAUUUCAAACAGAAAACUGAUUUUUUUUUUUUGUUU